AUGCGGAUGUGCACUUUAUUAUCAAUAGUGACAGAGUCUGCAACCAAGAUAAGAAAAGCGGUCCACUGUAUUGAGUUCCUGGCCGUUGACAGUGAUAGUGACAGUGAUAUUGGGCUGAACAUAAAGCUUUCCAGGUGCGGCCUGAUAGAGGGCUUUCGUCUUCUUUGUGCUGGUCGCAGGACCAACGUUUGUGCAGGAUCUGCUGCCGGCAUAGCACACCAUGUUGAUGGCCCCUCGUUCCUUGAUGAAUCCACACUGACUUUUAGGUACGAGUCCUUGGUCAAGGGGGUUGUAGAAUUUCUUAUAAUUGCGCCUGUCAUCAUAGCAUUUGAUCUCGUCUGCUUUGUUGCUGAUCCAAGCAACCUGCAUCUGACGAUGGUUUUGCUGGACUAUUAUACGAAUGUUGUUGAACGCAUUUUUCCUGGAACCAUCUACUCGCCUACGGGUGUGCUGUUUAGGGGCUUCCUGAUUGAGGCCCGUCUCCAGGACGCCUCUACCGCAGACCCUUAUGGGACCUUCAGCGUGAUUGAUUCCAAUACCCAGACGCAGUGUGGAACGAGUAAUCUGCAAGGCCUUACGCACGUGACAAACAGCAACAAAACGUCUAUAGACUUCAGUUGGACGGCGCCGUCUACUUCCGUCGGGGAUAUCAACUUCCGUUUGACGGUGGUGGAGUCCUACAAUGUGAGUCGCUACUGGUUACGUAUUUUCUCGGACGUCGUCGAGGACUGCUCCCUGCAUGCUGACAAUCCCGGAUGUGACGGUCAGACCACCCCUUCUAGCGACCACUCCACUGGAAGUACUCAGCAUGUGACGUCAACGACAGCGGAUUUACCGACUACAGCCGGGUCUAAAAUACCGUACGACCCUCGAUGCGGUGAGUCUAUUUGCUGUCUCGCGGGAUGUUCGAAUGGUGGAUGCGACUAUCUGGUGUCAUGGCAACCAGCUUCGACCAAUGGAAAUGGAGAUGUCCAGUUUGAUAUCAAAAUGAUGGUGCAACAGACGACCAAUGUAUAUAUAGCCGUUGGCGUCUCGAAAACAGGGAUAAUGCAACAAACAAACAUUGCGGCUUGUGUAAGUAGUAAUGGCACGUCUGUCGACAUUCUUUCGUCGUGGACAGACGACGACUAUGGUAACAUACCAUUUCAAGAUCCGAAGCUAGGCCUUACAUUGAUACGCGGGUCGAUGUCUGGUUCUGAGUUCAGCUGUACGUUCGUCCGUCAGAAGAAUGCAAGCGACUCAAAUUACUACGAUCUGUCUGAACUCAUGUAUAUGGAGAUCGCAUGGGGACCAUAUGAGGGUGAAAUUGAAGAACACUGGGAUGCACCAGUGGUCAGCCUUACAGCAUUCAACUUCUCAAAAGCCUUUGAUGAUCCCGGAUGUGGCGGUCACACAGCGCCUACGUCAACCGAGAGUACGACUUCCAGCAACCCCUCGACCGAAAGUACCCAGCAUGUUACGACUACGACAGCGGAGAUUACUACUACAGCCGGGUCAAAAAUACCAUACGACCCUCGGUGCGGCAAGACAAUUGGCUGUUUCCCAGAAUGCCAGAGUGGGUGUGACUUCUUGGUGUCAUGGCAAUCCGCCUCGACGAAUGGAAACGGGGAUAUCAAGUUUGAUAUCAAGACGAUUGUGGAGAUGACGACAGACGUAUGGAUAGCAGUUGGCCUCUCAAAAACGGGGAAGAUGGAUCAAACGAACGUUGCGGCUUGUGUAACCUCUGAUGGCCAAACUGUCGACAUACUUUCGUCCCAUAACGAAGGCUACGAUAACAUACCAUUCGACGACCCGAAGCUUGGCCUAACAUUGAUGGACGGCUCAUUGUCCGAUUUAAAGUUCAGCUGUUCGUUCGUCCGUCAAAAGAAUGCAACCGACUCAAACUUCUGGGACCUGUCUGAAACCUUGUAUCUUGUGGUGGCAACCGGACCAUUUGAGCAAGGUGCUCUUCAACAACACUGGAAUGACCCGUUGGUCAGCAAUGGCAAGGUCAACUUUUCGGCGGUCUCGGUUCCCGUUGCCGGGAAUACGUCGUCCAGUUUGGCCAUACAGUUACAUGCGUCUCUGAUGGUGAUUGCGUGGGUGUUCUUCUCCAGUGUGGGUGUACUGGUUGCCAGGCACUGCAAGUCUCUCGUCGAAUCCGAGACCAUGUGUGGGGUCAAGUACUGGUUUGUUAUCCACCGCUCGUUUAUGUCGUGUGCUGCCCUUUGUGUGAUUAUUGCCUUCGUUGUCAUUUUCAUCGAAGUUGGCGGUUACAGUCAGGUUGCGCCGGCUCCUGGUAAAGCGUUCACAAAGGCACACCCCAUUCUGGGCAUCAUAGUGACAGCUCUGACUGUGCUUAAUCCCCUUAUGGCGCUGAUUCGGCCUGCUCCCGACGGCCAGUACCGCUUCCAUUUCAACUGGGCCCACUUCCUUGUCGGGACCAGCGGCCACGUGUUGGCUGUUGUUACCAUAUUUAUCGGUGUGAAUAUCACAAAAGCCAACGUGAACAGCAAUGUGGCUAUGUACGUGAUGGGGGCUUACGUCGGUGUGUUUGUAUUAAUACAUCUCGCGAUGGAAAUAUACAACAAGAAACGGAGCUUAGUGAACAACGGUUAUAUGAAGUUUGGUUCAAUCGCCGACAACUCCUCCAUAUCUAAAGCAAAUAACGGGUCCGUUAUAACGUCGGAAUCUGCAAUUAAUCUCCAAAAGCUCGAGUCCGAUCCCCCGUUCUUGCCGCGUGUUCUUGUGAUACAUGUGCUUCUCAUGGCGGCUGCCGCGUUCGUCAUGGUGUAUCUGAUAGUAACAGCAACGCGGUCGGAUAAGUUGUGAUUUCAACAUAUUCCAGCUACUGUAUAUGACCAGCAGAAAUGUUGAUCUGGGAUUAGCUUGGUAUACACGCUUCCACUUAUAUAAAUCGUAGUUAUAUGAAUCUGCAAUUCUACACGACCAUCACCCUGCAAGAUGCGCCAACUCAUGAUUCGUUAUUUUUUUGUGAUGUUCAAGGAGUGCAAGACGCAUUUAACAUGUAGCAUACACAAAAUGCUAUAUUAUGCUGCUAUUUGAAUAUUGAUCGGUUCAGUGCAUCGCCAUUAAACAUGCGGCAACUUUGAGUACGGGUCUUGUUCGUCCAUUCAUCUUAAUGAACAAUAAAUAGUGGCAUGGGAACAACCAUCAAUCCUUUGGCAACACUGAUCUGUGUCAGUGAAACGCCGUCACUCAUCUGAAACAUUGUUAUUGAUACAUGAAAUGUGCUCGGCCAUAAAACUUCGUGCAACAUUGUAAUUCGGUCAGCCAACCGAUGUUACCUUCAUCUCUUUCGACAAUAAAACAUAAUGGUCUAGCACCAUAAAGUAUCCAGGGACAUUGAUCGUACAUUCAUAAAGCAUAUGUCAACGUCAUUUCAACAUAAUAACUUGAUAAUGUGAUUAGCAAAUCAUAGCAAGUGUUAAAAAGUUGCUGUAUUUAUUCUUUUACUAUAGCAAUGUCGAAUGACUUUUGAAUGCAAAUAAUUUAUAUUACGUAAUUUUGUUUCUAACGCGAAUUGAACUUUCCAAGUUUUGACUGUGAUAUAAAAUUUAUGUGACGUUAUGUUUGCAUGAAAAGUCAAUAUGGAUAUACGUGUAUUGUUUAAAACAGGAUCAUGUCUUAUAUUUGUGUAACUACUAUUUAAAUGCAAUCGUGUGAUGUCUGCUUGAUUGCAUAACUUUCAUACUCUAGCCAUGAGUUAAGUAUUUCGGCGUUGCUUAUUCAAUACGACAAUGCCAUACUUAACAACUAUAAUAUUUUUUAACAGCAGAGGCAAUACGUAGUAAAAAAUGAUGACCUCAUUGUAUAUUACUAGUACACAUUUUUUUUAUUUAAUUUUAUAUUACAAGUUUACAUUGUUCACUUCAUUGUAUAUAUCUAGUAAACAGUAUUUACUUCGUUGUAGAUAACUAGUAUAAAUUGUUGAUUGUACGUUAAUAGUAAACAUUAUUAACUAGAUUGUACAUUACUAGCAUACAUUAUUAACUUUAUUGUAAUUACUAGAAUUCAGUUUUGACUUCAUUUUAAAUUACUAAUAUACAUUGAUGACUUAAUUGUAGAUUCCUAGUACACAUUGUUUACUUCAUUGUACAUUACUAGUAAACAUUAUAUUGACUUCAUUGUGUAACAUAACUAGUAUACAUUGUUGACUUCAUUGUACAUUACUUGUAUUCAUUGUUGAUUGCAUUUCACAUUACUAGUAUACAUAAUAAACUUCAUUGCACAUUUCUAGUAUACAUUGUUGACUUCAUGUAUUCAUUGUUGACUUCAAUGUAUAUUACUAGUUUACAUAAUUGACUUCAUUGCACUUAACUAGUAUACAUUAUUGACUUCAUUGUAAAUUACUAGUAUACAUUAUUGACUUCAUUGUAGAUUACUAGUAUUCGUUGUUGUCUUCAUUGUACAUUACUAGUAUACAUUAUUGACUUUAUUGUACAUUACUAGUAUACAUUAUUGACUUCAUUGUACAUUACUAGUAUACAUUAUUGACUUCAUUGUACAUUACUAGUAUACAUUAUUGACUUUAUUGCACAUUACUAGUACUCCUUGUUGACUUGUUUUAGCAUAACAAGCAUAAAUGGUUGACUUGAUUGUACAUGACUAGUAUACUUUAUUGACUUCAUUGUAUAUUACUAGUUUACAUUUUUAAAUUUAUUUUACAUAACUACUAUCCAAUGUUGAUUGCAGAGUUGAUUACUAGUGUACAGGAUUGACGUCAUUGUAGAUUACUAAUAUAUAUUAUUGACUUCUUUGUAGCUUACUAAUAUACAUUGUGUUUGGGGCCAGUUCGGUCAAGGUCAUUCCUACUUUAAAUCAAAACAUGGAUUUCGCACAAUAAUACGAGUGUGGUUUAGGUUUUUACCGUAAUUUUGUAAGUAGAAAGCUACAUUAAUUUUAAUCUUUUUUUCAUUUAAAUACAUGUAAAUGUUUAAAUUGCUUAAAAUCAAGUUUCUUGGCAUGGGCACAUUUGUUGUUUUGACUUAUAAAAUUUGAGCUUUAAAUUCACAUAAACCAUAUAAUUAUCACAAUAUUUAACUUAAAAUAUGUCUUUGUGAUCAUUAAGUCAGAUUACUGACCAACAAAUGUAUAUUAUAUUUUCAAUAAGGGAUAAUAGUUUAGCGUGCUGACUUGCAACAGGUCUUGUUUUAUAAUACUACCGCCUGCUUUAAAAGUGCCUAUGAUGUUUUUAGCAUCCUCCCAAUAAAGAUAAUUGUCCUACCCGCGAGGUUACUCUGCUAGUUUGUAUCAAAUGUACUCUGGACAUAUAAUUUUAUACACCAAAAAUGUGCUCAUACCGGUUAAGUGAAACGACCAAGUAACUUUGUAAGAAUGAACAAACACGCUUGCGUAUUAAUGCAUCUUGAUUGUCACAAUCAAUAUUGUUGUACAAUAUACUAUUAACACGUUUAUAGCAAUGCUAGGCCUCUCGUGCUGUCCAGAGUAGCAGACAAACAAUUGUUUUGGAAAAAAACACCUUUUUAUUUUGCUUGUUGUUUGAAUGGUAGAAUUUUGGAAUGGUAAAAUACACCACUUUCAUCAAGAUUCCAAUAAAUAAUGAUAUCACAUAA
Dreissena polymorpha is the source of this 5576-nucleotide messenger RNA. RefSeq lists its product as uncharacterized. The coding region runs from base 1 to 2811 and encodes 936 amino acids. Gene Ontology annotation, molecular function: oxidoreductase activity, acting on metal ions. NCBI's taxonomy places the organism in Eukaryota, Metazoa, Mollusca, Bivalvia, Myida, Dreissenidae. The record is from RefSeq and is a predicted model, not a curated record. The transcript has 22 exons.